Olea europaea var. sylvestris is the source of this 1173-nucleotide messenger RNA. Its product is annotated as cytokinin riboside 5'-monophosphate phosphoribohydrolase LOG3-like. Gene Ontology annotation, cellular component: nucleus; cytosol. Gene Ontology annotation, molecular function: hydrolase activity, hydrolyzing N-glycosyl compounds. The transcript is spliced from 7 exons. Gene Ontology annotation, biological process: cytokinin biosynthetic process. The coding region runs from base 441 to 929 and encodes 162 amino acids. The record is from RefSeq and is a predicted model, not a curated record. NCBI's taxonomy places the organism in Eukaryota, Viridiplantae, Streptophyta, Magnoliopsida, Lamiales, Oleaceae.
UUAUUUUAUUUAUUUUUUGAGUGAGCUAUCAAUAUUGAGAUUGUUUUUUCAAAUGGGCUGUUCAUAAAUGAAAUUGGGUUUUUCAAGAAUUUGUUUUUGCAACUUUUAUGUGUCAAGAACUUGUUUUUGCAACUUUUAUGCGUACAGAAAUGACAUGGGUUUUUUGCUCGAAAUCGUCUAACAUUCGCUGGAAUUUUUUGUUAGUUGCUUCCCUGUUUGUUCUCAUGCAAAAAUUCUGUUUGUUCUCAAGUCUAGUCAAAUAGAGACCUAAUGCAGUAUUUUCACAUCUCUGGAUGUAUGAGUGGACAUAGUUCAUUUAAUUAAAGGUUCCACAAGGUACAGGUCUACAUUUGAUUGCCAUUUGUCCCGUUACUAUCAUCCACAAGGCACAGGUUUCUAGAAACAUUGAUUUGGUCUAUGGAGGAGGCAGCAUAGGCCUCAUGGGUUUGAUUUCGCAGGCUGUUCAUGAUGGCGGUCGGCAUGUUAUUGGGGUUAUUCCCAAGACGCUCAUGCCUCGAGAGUUAACUGGUGUAACAGUAGGAGAAGUGAAGGCAGUUGCAGAUAUGCACCAAAGGAAGGCAGAGAUGUCUAGACAUUCUGAUGCUUUUAUUGCCUUGCCAGGUGGUUAUGGAACUCUCGAAGAACUACUUGAAGUUAUAACCUGGGCUCAACUAGGCAUUCAUGAUAAACCAGUAGGUUUGCUCAAUGUAGAUGGAUACUACAACUCAUUGUUGUCAUUCAUUGACAAAGCCGUUGAGGAAGGCUUCAUUAGUCCAAAUGCUCGCCAAAUCAUUCUAUCUGCACCUACAGCAAAGGAACUAGUUGAGAAAUUGGAGGAGUAUGUUCCUUGCCAUGAAAGAGUUGCUUCAAAACUGAGCUGGGAGACAGAGCAUCUUGGUUACUCCCAAAAAUUCGAUAUAUCAAGGUGAAAUAUGGAUUGUUCGCUUAAGAAGUUAAUAGAUCAUGGAAGUACGUCACUAGAAGAAGCUAACUUGGAACUUAUUAAUUUUUUCUGCUUGGAAAUGUUUUUGUAAUUAUUACGCAGGAAAGUGUGAACUCACUACGCAAUAGCUUCGUAUAUUUCUUUCACAUGAAUAUUCAAUUUCCUUUGCAAGUUGUAACUACUAGAUGUCUUGUGUAAUUCUCGUCUAAUGGAAACUUACUUUCUUUUUA